Molecule: messenger RNA, 687 nt
Organism: Aspergillus welwitschiae
Lineage: Eukaryota; Fungi; Ascomycota; Eurotiomycetes; Eurotiales; Aspergillaceae
Exons: 4
Coding region: 1-687 (228 amino acids)
Molecular function (GO): oxidoreductase activity
Source: RefSeq, a predicted model, not a curated record
AUGGCUUCGCCCAACAGCACAAUCGUCCUUAUUACCGGCGCCAACCAGGGUCUCGGCUUUGAUGUCGCCAAAAUGCUGGCCACCGACCACCCGGGAUACAAUGUGCUCAUGGGCUACCGCGAUGCAACUAAGGGCGAAGAGGUCGUUGGCAAGCUCAAAAGCCGAGGACUGACCAGGGCCUGUCGGCUAGACGUCCUCAUCAACAACGCCGGAGUAAUCUCCGAGGGACGCUUACCCGAAGGCACCUCCCUCCGCCAAACCUGGCAGACUGGCUUCGACAUCAACACCACGGUCCACGUCGUCACUACGCAAGCCUUUGUGCCUCUGCUGGAGAUGGCCGCUCUGCCACGAGUGGGUCUUAUGUCCUCAGCUCUAGGAUCAUGUACUGGCCGGUUGGACCCCAACGACCAAUUUGCUGCCUUCCGGUUCCCCGCCUACCGCAGCACCAAGGGGUCUAAGGGGUGGAAAGUCAAUGCUAGCGACCCGCGACAUUAUGCGACCAAUUCCAACGGCUUCCGUGGCUCGGGGUCCCCGGAGAGUGGUGCGCUGCAAACGGUUCGUCUCGCAAGCUUGGAUAAGGAUGGACCAACUGUCGGUCAAUCGGCCGAAGGAGAUGACUUUGAAGUCUGCCAGGACCAGAUCCUUGGGGAACGAGAGUUCGAGGUCAAGGCUAGAUUGAUCUAUUAG